Molecule: messenger RNA, 2229 nt
Organism: Theobroma umbraticum
Lineage: Eukaryota; Viridiplantae; Streptophyta; Magnoliopsida; Malvales; Malvaceae
Product: Exostosin family protein
Molecular function (GO): glycosyltransferase activity
Source: RefSeq, a predicted model, not a curated record
AUGACUAAACGCUUUCCUAUAGAUUGUUCCUGCCCCAGCUCAUAACGCAUCAAAUUUAGGUGUUGCCUUUCUUUUCCAUCUUCCUACUGCCUUCAUUUUUUUUUCUUUUGUGGUAGGUAUAGUUUAUGGAAUAAUUUUCCUUUAUUUUAGUAGACAAGUAGGACUGAUUCAGAAGAAUAUUUCUUUUCUAUAUGUGGAGGUCUUGCACUCUUGGUCCUCCAAGUGCCCACCAGCAAAACCUGCUUGCUGCUACUGAUCUGAUUCUCUCCUCCAUCUCCUUGUCUCUGUCUGAAUGUCCAAGCUCCUGUCCAAAAAGCAGCCUUCUGCUGCAGUUCCAUGGAUAGAGAAAGAAAAAUACCAAAAAAACAAAGACCCUUACUUCAAGUUCUUGGUCAAUCCCCACUUUAGAUACACUGCCUUGCUUUUCGUGUUUCUCUCCUUAUGGUUUUUGUUUCAAGUGUUUUGGUUCCCACCGACAAAAACCCAUUACGCCGCCACCACCGUUUCCGCCGUCACCACCACCACUUCUUAUGGAGUUCAUCAAAAUCCCAGAACGACGGUAACAUUGUCAUCUCCCAAAUGCAACGGGAGGGUGUCAGUCUAUGUGUAUAAUUUGCCUGAGGAGUUUAACGUCGGCCUCCUGCAGGAUUGCAGCCACUUGAAUGUCUACACCAACAUGUGUCCCCACGUGGCUAACCGCGGUCUAGGCCAGCCGCUGGACAACAUGGAACUCGGCUUGAGCGACGUUAAUCCCUGGUUCGCGACCCACCAGUUCAUAGCGGAGAUGAUUUUCCACGCACGUGUGGAGAACCACCCUUGUCGCACGUGGGAUCCUUCGAAGGCCACUCUCUUCUACGUGCCUUUCUACGGUGGUCUCCACGUGUCCAGCAAAUUCCAGGAGCAGAAUCACACUACUCGCGACGCGUUAGCCGUUCGAUUGGCUGACUACCUGGAAGACCAACCCUCCUGGCGAGAGCAUUACGGUAAGGACCACUUCAUUGCUCUGGGGAGAACCUCAUGGGAUUUCAUGAGAACCGACAGUGGGCCCGAUUUCGGUGCGAACUGUCUUCUAAAUCUGCCACCUGUGAAAAACAUGUCGGUGCUGACCGUGGAGAGGAAUCCCUGGCAAGGCUCAAACCAGCACGGCAUCCCUUACCCUUCCUACUUCCACCCGUCCACGUCAGACCAAAUGUUGACAUGGCAGCGUAUGUUACGGCGAUCAAAUCGGCCCUACUUGUUCUCCUUCAUCGGGGCCCCACGAAAGGGGGUGGACAAAGCAGCCAUCAGGGACGAAAUGAUAAAGCAAUGUGCGGAGUCCACCCGCUGCAAGCUGCUGCAAUGUAACCAUGGAAACCCCAAGUGCUACAACCCAGCCGAAAUCUUAAGAGUGAUGAGAGAAUCCCAGUUUUGCCUACAAGCCCCCGGCGAUUCCUUCACGAGGAGGUCAACGUUCGACUCAAUUCUUUCCGGUUGUAUACCGGUGUUCUUUUCCCGGCACACGGCAUACACGCAGUACGCUUGGUUUUUGCCUGAGAAGACGUCGGAAUAUUCGGUUUAUAUCGAUGAACAAGGCAACGGAAGCAAAAGGAUAGAAGCGGAGCUGUCGAAGAUAUCGGAAGAAGAGGUGGAGAGAAUGCGAGCUACGGUGAUUGAUAUGAUUCCAAGGCUCACUUACGCGCACCCUAAUGCGAGCAGUACCGAUCUCGGGUUCGAAGAUGCUGUCGACGUUGCGCUUGAUGCCCUGGCACACCAUGUUAGGACCAAAAUAUAAGACGAUGACGCCAUUGCUGAGUCUAGGUAGUUAGCUUUAGAGUAAGGAUGGAGCCAAUAAAUUCAAAAAAAGAAAGUGUGUAUAGAGGUAGUUGUGAAUUAAUUUCAGUUUGUACGUGGCUUACACGAGUGAACAUGCAUACCCACGUUCUGAUCUUUGAUCCCAGAUAGCCUUUGCAUGCAUGAACGAUAUCGGCUAUGAAUUGCACACAAUGCUUUGAAGCUUGACUUAUGCAGUGGGGACGAAGAAAAGUCCAAUGGGGAUCGGGGACCCUCGCCUUCAUCUUUAGAUUUUGACAUCCAAGGAAGACAUUCUUGUAUGUUUUGGUGAAAUAUAUUUGGCGUCGACAGAUCAAAAUGUUUUUAUUUUCGGUGAUAAUUCGAAAGAGUGAUAUUAUUUCGAUUAAUAUGUACUUAUUGCAUUUUUUGUAAAAAUGUCACGAAUUUUAAUAUAAAAAA